AGAAAUAGAAAAUAAUCAAAGACAAUAGUUAAGAACUAAAAGAAAACAGGAUUAAUUGUUUAUCUUAAAAUUAAAAAAAAAAAACAAUACAAAAAAUUGUAUAAAAAUGAAAAGUGUUUUUAUUAUCCUUGCUAUAAUUGGAGGCUGCCUUUUGGAUUAUACAUAUUCAAUAAAUAAUAAGAAUUUUUCAAAUGAAUCUCCAAAAUUUGAGAAAAGUGAAACAUCGAAUACCGUUGAUACUGAAUCAUCAUCGUUACCAUCUAAUUUAAUUGAUAAUGGAAUAGGACGUUCUAUAUUUCGUAUUUAUGAGCAAUGUGAUACAAGUGAUGAUAUUAUAAAAUGUUUAAAAGUUCAAGUAACACGACUUAUUGGUCGUGCCUUAAAAGUUCAAAACAUUAAAUUAAUUGAUGGUGUAACAAUUGUUAAAAAGUCAAAUCAAUAUGAUGGAAAUGGUAUUGGUACAAGUGGUUCAAGAAGUUCAUUAGGUGGUUCUGCUAUUGAUUUACAAUUAAAUAAUAAUGAUAUUGCUAAAUUAUCAACAAAAAGUUUAGAUCAAUUAUUGUAUGGACGUAUUGGAAAAUUUUUCGAAACACAUCAAAUUCAAGUUAAUAUACCAUAUCUAUUAAGUUUUGGACGUAAAAAUUCAGAAGAAUUUUUUGAAGGUCGCGGUAAAAAAAAAGAUAAAAAAUAUUUUGCACCAUUUAUUGCUGCUGUUAUAUUAAAAGCAGCUAUACUUAAAAUGGCAUAUCAUUCAAUAGCUGUAAUAGCUGGUAAAGCUUUAAUUGUUGGAAAAAUUGCUUUAAUUAUUAGUGCUAUAAUUGGUUUAAAAAAAUUGGUAUCAAAUGAUCAACAUGAGAAGACAACAUAUGAAAUAGUUAAACAUCCACAUGUACAACAAAGUCAUACAUAUUCAUCAAGUCAUAGUGAUUAUGAAGGUGGACACGAAAGUGGCAGCUCAUAUCAUAGAAGUUUAAAAGAUGAUGAAAUGAUCGCCCAAGAUAAAGCUUAUAGAGCGUAUGUUCCAAGAUCAUAGAUUAUUUUUAUUAAAUAAUAAUAAAAUUGGUGAAGAAUAUGAAAAAAAAAAUAUUUAAAACGUU
This is a messenger RNA of Condylostylus longicornis, 1097 nucleotides long. RefSeq lists its product as uncharacterized. The record is from RefSeq and is a predicted model, not a curated record. The transcript has a single exon. NCBI's taxonomy places the organism in Eukaryota, Metazoa, Arthropoda, Insecta, Diptera, Dolichopodidae. The coding region runs from base 107 to 1033 and encodes 308 amino acids.